Messenger RNA from Archocentrus centrarchus (flier cichlid), 2079 nucleotides. It is a transcript of the gene actmap, whose product is annotated as actin maturation protease. The coding region runs from base 576 to 1463 and encodes 295 amino acids. NCBI's taxonomy places the organism in Eukaryota, Metazoa, Chordata, Actinopteri, Cichliformes, Cichlidae. The record is from RefSeq and is a predicted model, not a curated record. The transcript is spliced from 7 exons.
UCAUGUGGCUGUUGCCAGACAUUGUGGCACUACAGUAUUCAGAUGGAACCACAGUUCUGUUUAAAAAGAUGUCACAGGGGCAGAUAUCCUGAGAAAAUUAAUCUCAGGGUGCCGAAUGUGGUGUAACAUCUUUUCUUGUCCGGGUUAGUUUAGCGACGCAUUUAUUUAUUUUUGCCUCAUAUGCAAAUAACAGUUACACAUAUGCAUUUUAUGAUUUAAUUGUGCAGUCAGUACCGAGACGAUUUAGAUACACUGGAGGGCGGUACGUUUCUUUACAGCUGGCGUGUGACCCGAAAAUAUACACGAAGAAGAAGCAGCGCGAGUCUGCUUCCAAAUAUGGGCACGGUCCUGGUGUUAGCUGGCUUUGCUGCUCCGGACAGUUGUUGUAGGAUAAGUGUGUGAAAGACCACAUGCGUCUGGCUUUUAGAUCAUUUUUGCACAUCGGUUUCUCCCCAAAAAUAGCUUUCAACAUCGAAUAAUUUCACUUACUGGACCCCGUAUGUGGACAGCUUUAGUUAUUAGCUAAGUUGUGAGAAGUUGGAAGAGAGAGGCGGAGGUGGGCAGGAGAGGAGAAGAUGUCAGUGGAAUGCUCCCUGCCACCUCCUCCUGCUCCUCCUCCACCUCCAGCCUCAGCACCCAAGAAGAAGCUGUAUCAGACUAUAGCCAGUAGUAGGAGUGCUGUAGAGGGAGAUCACACAGAGGCUUGCUUUCUGAUCAGUCAGAGGGAGAGCAGUUUUAGAAAGGACCUGCAGUGGGUUCUGGCGAACACAUACGUGCCUUCACUCAUCCAAGAUGGUCCCCAGUGUGGUCUGGUGGCUUUGUGGAUGGCUGCUCACCUUCGGCAGCCACGGCUGAGUAUCGAGAUGGAGAUGGUGGUUCAGACGGCACUGAGCAGGGGAUACACGGCUCAGGGUGAAAUGUUUUCAGCUGACAGCAUGGCCCUGCUGGCAGAAGAGGUGUGUGGCUGUAAGGCUGAGCUGCUCUCUGGGGGUCUCAGUGGUAAUAAUGCUGCAGCCAUCAUCUCACACCUGUGGGGGAGACAGCCUGUUCUCAUCCCGUAUGACGAGGAUUACAAUCAUGAGCCAUGUCAGCGUAGCGGCCACAGGGCCCACUGGGCAGUCGCUUCAGGUGUUCUACUCGGUUUGGAACAGGGGAGUGUGAGUGAAGAGCAUGCUCAGCCUGAUCCCUCUCUGCCAUGGCUCUGCCUCGCCACCAACAGCUGCUCACCUUGUCCUGUAGGCAGCAUGGCACUCAAAAAUGUUUACAUCCUCGCUAAGCAGGGUAAAAGCCUGCGCUACCAGCUGUGGAGUUUGGACACCGUAGCAAUGAGCAAUGAGCAGCUGAGGAUGAUGGACCCUCAGAGAGCUGGUGAUGGCACACAGUAUGUGGUUCCUGAAGGAGAUGUGGAAGCCGGGCUGGCUGGAAAGGCGGUGCUGCUCCACACAAGGACACAGAUGGAGUAACAAGUCAGCAGGACCCAACUGUUGAGGAACAUCAUGCAAUGUAGAGUUGAUCUGAUGUCAGUGAGGCACCCACACAUUUAAUUAAUCCAAAUGGGCUUUAAAGUAAGAAUCAUCAGGGAGAAAUCACACCCGUAUAUUCAGCUAUGUUUGGGUAGCUAUUUUUGUAAUAUCAGUAGUUUUAGUCCUUUGCAUUGGAAAUGAUUGUGAAAACAAACAUCAUGCCAGCAUAAUGGGGAUAACUGUAUUUUUUAGAAUGUAUCAGCUCCAUAAGUAUUUGGGCAGGAAAGCAGUUUUUGUAAAUUUUGCCAGUGAAAUGCGUGCUAAACACUAAGGAUACAUUUGAAGCAUAACCUCAGCAUUGGCUCUGAUUGCAACAAACCAGAAUGGUCAAAAACCUCUCAAAGAACAGUCCAGUAAUGUGUGGGAGUCACUGUCGAGCAUUUCUGACACAUGAGCACAGGGUGUGAGAAGAAUGCAAGAUUAGCUGCUUUAGAAAUCUUAUUUAAAAUUAUAUGAACUGUAAAUAAAUACAUGAGAGCGGAGGUGCAGAGAAGUUUUCCUUUGUGUGUUUGCUGUCAUUGUGUUUAUCACAUAUAUUUGCAAUAUUGGUUUGAAA